GCGUUGCGUACGAUGGACAAGUGUAGUGCGCGUCUUGGACACAGCGUUUCGCUCUCUGCAUUCCUUCUCAAGGAGCUCCCCACCAACUCGCUUCCUCUACCACAACAGUAAGAUAGCAGAGAGCCCGUCUACAGUGACAGAGGGCAGCAGUAUGCCCUGCGGCUAGUGUAAUAGUUUACAGAAAGUUCGAAAUUGUGACCGAACCGCCCGCGCGCUCCCUAACUGCUCAGGAAAUACUACGGAGUUUUGGAACAUAAUUUCCCCCAAAGGAGUGACGAGAUUCUGGAGUUGUGGACAAGUGCGGGAACAGGUUGACGCUCAAGAGCAGCUCAUCUUUCGAGAAAGGACAGACUUUUGAACAGCAGGAGUUCAGGAUGGAGAAAGCGCCACUGUUUUUGCCCCUUGUCAUUCUACUGAUGCAAUGCCUUCCCAUUGUCCCUGUUACCGUGUCAACAAGCACACCCAAGGUGGAGGUCCGUGAGAACUCUGAUGCGGUUCUGAGCUGUGGUUUUCGGACCGAGAAGGAACCGAAUCCUCGAAUCGAGUGGAAGAAGAAAGGAACAGAUGUAUCAUUUGUUUACUAUGAGGGACAAUUCAGAGGAGCCUUUGCGGGGCGUGCAAGGAUCAAGGGGGCAACGGUGACCCUACAGAGGGUGACCCAGAAAGACGCGGGUGAAUACCGCUGUGAGAUCACUGCCCCUCAUGACACCAUCACCCUGGGGGAGACUAACAUUACCCUCACAGUCUUGGUUCCCCCCCACACCCCAUCCUGUGAGAUCCCCAGCUCGGCCCUGACAGGCUCUAUGGUGCAGCUGCGCUGUUUGGACCAGCAGAGCAUCCCCCCAGCCACCUACUCCUGGUACAAAGACGACAAGCUGCUGACCCCCUCCCGCAUGGCCAACGCCACCUACCACCUCAACCCAUUCACCGGCAUACUGGAGUUUAAGACGGUGGCGAGAGGCGACACGGGACAGUACAGCUGUCUGGCAUCAAACAAAGUGGGGCAGUCCAAGAUGUGUGAGGCUAAACACAUGAAGAUAGAGGAUGUAAACAUGGCAGGGGUCGUUGCUGCGGUCGCGGUCAUCUGUCUGGUCAUCGCCAUUUGUGGCUUCGGAGGGUACUAUGCACACCGUAAUGGCUACUUCAGAAGAGACAAAGGAAGGUCCUUUUGGAUACCCCAGUGUCAUGGUGUGGCCCACAUCAGCAGCCAGAACCUCCAUAGAACUGAAGACAAGACUAAUGCCAACUACAGCCCGCCGCCACAAGAUCCUGCGGACUUCAAACACACCCAGUCUUUCAUGCUGUGAGGCUCUCAACAACCCCCUAAAAAAGACACUACACAGACACUAGCACCAUGACAACACUGGAGUAGUUUUAUUCGACCCAAAUGAAUAGCUCUAAGAAUAAUACAUUUUUGGGGGACUGACCAACCCUGCUCUCCUCACCCUUGUGGAUGGAUAGCAAGGAGGGGCAGACAACUCUGCGUAGAGGCCAUUUAUUCCUCCUGUUUUGCUGUACCUGGGCCCUCAAUGCAAGCCUAUUAUAUUAGUCACAUGGUACUCCCCUCUAGUGGCCAAGUUGUUAAACUACAGCCUGUGUGUAGUCUGUGGCAGACCCGUGGAAUUGUGCUCCACACAUGCUCACUUCCCCCUCUACUGGCCAAAAUAUUAACUACCUAAAUCUUAUUUUAUACCAAAGACUUGAACAUGGCAUCUGAGUGUAAUAUACUGUACAUAUUUUCUGAUGGCUAUUGGCUAAGCAUUGAUGUGAACACAAGGGAGCAAUCACAUUAGGGCUCCGUAGUGGCACAAGGCACUGCAAGAGACGUUACUACAGUCCCUGGUUCGAAUCCAGGCUGUAUCACAUCCGGCCAUGACUGGGAGCCCCAUAUGGCGGCGCACAAUUGGCGCCUCGCUAUGGGACUGUUAAGAACAUGGUCUAACCCGGCCAAACCCUAAAGACGCAGGGCCAAUUGUGCGCCGCCCUAUGGGACACAGCCUGGAAUCGAACCAGGGUCUGUAGUGACGCCUCUAGUACAGAGAUGCUGCGCCACUCUGGAGCCCAAAAUGACAGACUAACACAGGGGCUAAUUAGAAUACAGGUAA
Messenger RNA from Oncorhynchus tshawytscha (Chinook salmon), 2105 nucleotides. RefSeq names its product junctional adhesion molecule 2A. The record is from RefSeq and is a predicted model, not a curated record. The transcript is spliced from 10 exons. Gene Ontology annotation, biological process: leukocyte tethering or rolling. Lineage: Eukaryota; Metazoa; Chordata; Actinopteri; Salmoniformes; Salmonidae. Gene Ontology annotation, cellular component: protein complex involved in cell adhesion; cell surface; tight junction. Bases 375 to 1307 code for a protein of 310 amino acids.